Prosopis cineraria is the source of this 701-nucleotide messenger RNA. RefSeq names its product ubiquinol oxidase 1a, mitochondrial-like. Bases 219 to 653 code for a protein of 144 amino acids. NCBI's taxonomy places the organism in Eukaryota, Viridiplantae, Streptophyta, Magnoliopsida, Fabales, Fabaceae. The transcript has 3 exons. Gene Ontology annotation, cellular component: mitochondrion. Gene Ontology annotation, biological process: alternative respiration. Gene Ontology annotation, molecular function: alternative oxidase activity. The record is from RefSeq and is a predicted model, not a curated record.
CUGAAACCGAACGGCUAGUAAGUCGUAACUUUUCUCUCUGCUCUCUCUCCAAAUUUUCUCUCUUCACAGAUCCUUCCAUAUCCCACAUCCUUGGAUUCCUUCGCAAAUGAUGAGCCGUGGUGUUAUUACCUGCCGAGUCGCCGUCGCGGCCGGUUCACGUUUCUUCUCCACCACUGGUACAACCGCUCGUGCUCUGGCCAGCAAGGCGGUGGUGAGUAAUGCAGCCAUGGGUUUUUAGUGAUCAGAUUGGGGCUAGUAGAGCUAAUCUCGGCUACUGGCUUAGGGUUCCAUUGGUCCGCAGCGGAAGUGUCCGGAAUUCGAGCACUAUAUCAGUGGAACAGAAAGAGAAGCAGUAUGUGUCAGCGGCUGCUUCAAGCGAAAGCAGUGUGGUUGGCGACAAUGACGGGAAGGGGGUGGUGAGCUUGGGUAUUGAACCGGCGAAGAUCACGAAAGCGGAUGGUACAGAAUGGAGGUGGAAUUCCUUUAGGCCGUGGGAGACGUACCGAGCGAACGUGUCAAUUGAUCUGAAGAAGCACCAUACGCCGGCGACAUAUUUGGACAAGAUGGCUUAUUGGACUGUAAAGGUUCUCCGAUGGCCCACUGAUAUAUUCUUCCAGGUUGUGUAUAAAUUUGGAUCCAGUAAUUCCGGAUGAUUGGAAAGUUAAAUUCUUCUUCUUCAAUUAAUCCAGAGAGAAUUGGUC